AUGAGGCUGAUUAUCCGCGACGAUGCCGAGGCCGCCAGCGCCUACGUAGCCAACUACGUCGUUGACCGCAUCAAGCACUUCAACCCUACCCCGGCGCAUCCCUUCGUCCUUGGCUUGCCCACGGGAAGCAGUCCCCUCGGUGUGUACAAGAUCCUUGUUCAGAAGUACAAGGCUGGAGAGAUCUCUUUUGAAAAUGUCAUCACCUUCAACAUGGACGAAUACGUCGGCAUCCCCCGCGACCACCCAGAAUCAUACCACUCCUUCAUGUGGAAGCACCUCUUCUCCCACGUAAACAUCCACCCCCAAAACGUAAACAUUCUCAACGGCCAAAACCCAAACCUUGAAGCAGAGUGCGUCGCCUACGAGUCCAAAAUCAAGGCCGUCGGUGGCAUUGAUCUCUUCCUCGCGGGCAUCGGCGAGGACGGCCACAUCGCCUUCAACGAACCGGGUUCCUCCCUCGCCUCCCGCACCCGCGUUAAGACGCUCGCCUACGACACCAUCCUCGCCAACUCGCGCUUCUUCGGCAACGACGUCGACCAGGUCCCGCGCCUAGCCCUCACCGUCGGCGUCCAGACCGUGCUUGAGGCGCGCGAGGUCGUGGCGAUUAUCUUGGGCGCGAAGAAGGCGCUUGCGCUGCAGAGGUGUAUCGAGCAGGGCGUGAACCACAUGUGGACGCUGUCGAGUCUGCAGCUGCACCCUCACCCCAUGAUAGUCGUAGAUGAGGAUGCGACGCUCGAGCUGCAAGUCAAAACUGUCAAGUACUUCAAGUCCAUCGAAAAAGUAGCCCGCGAACAAGGCUUCGAACAAAUCCUCCCCUCCAAAAUCCGCACCGGCCCAUCCCCUCCCCCGAUCCCAAUAACCCGCAUCGACGAGGUCGACACGCCCACCAUCCUCCACCCGCAGCCCACAACCUCGCGCCUGCUCCGCGCCUCCCCGGCGACGGAGUACCCAGUCCGCUCGCGUUCCACGUCCCCGGACAUCGAGCUCGUCUUCGAGAGCAUGGCCUCCCGCACAAAGACCCCCUCGGAGCAGCAGCUCCGCGCCGUGACGCCCGAUUUGGUGACGGACCGGAUGGCGGAGCGGAUUCCGGGGGUCCCUGCUGCGGUUACGGGGCGGUUGACGCCGAACCCGGAGAAGCAGCAGACGACCUCGAUCAGUAGGUCUGCUACGCCGGAGCUGGUUCCUGAUCGUAUGGCGUCGAGGAUCCCUGAGCCUGCGCUCGCGAGGCGGCUGACGCCGAAUCCGGAGCAGCAGAUGAUGUCUAGGGUUAAUGCCGUUGGUGCUUGA
This is a messenger RNA of Colletotrichum paranaense, 1287 nucleotides long. Its product is annotated as glucosamine-6-phosphate isomerase. The transcript has 4 exons. The coding region runs from base 1 to 1287 and encodes 428 amino acids. Gene Ontology annotation, molecular function: glucosamine-6-phosphate deaminase activity; identical protein binding. Gene Ontology annotation, cellular component: cytoplasm. The record is from RefSeq and is a predicted model, not a curated record. NCBI's taxonomy places the organism in Eukaryota, Fungi, Ascomycota, Sordariomycetes, Glomerellales, Glomerellaceae. Gene Ontology annotation, biological process: N-acetylglucosamine catabolic process; N-acetylneuraminate catabolic process; carbohydrate metabolic process.